Erpetoichthys calabaricus (reedfish) is the source of this 914-nucleotide messenger RNA. RefSeq names its product protein FAM216A. NCBI's taxonomy places the organism in Eukaryota, Metazoa, Chordata, Cladistia, Polypteriformes, Polypteridae. The coding region runs from base 11 to 721 and encodes 236 amino acids. The transcript has 5 exons. The record is from RefSeq and is a predicted model, not a curated record.
CAGCUAACCAAUGUACUCCUUCCUCUGUUUGUCUGUCCUAGGACCACCGCCAGAGCACAGGGUGGCAGUCAGGCUCCACAGGCCCGUACCCGGCCCCUCCGCCUCACAGCUGGACCCUCCCCUGCUGAAGACGGUGCACAUCCCCAAAUCCAUGAUGGGCGCCCCCUUCCUGCAGUACCCGGAAUUGACGGCAGGGCAGAAGAAGUACCUGUGCAGCAUCGCCAACAUCUACAGCACCGAGGGCAUGCGCGCGCUCAUCAGGCGGCAGUACGCCAACAUGCUACCCGAGCGCACAAGUCACCAUGUCUUCCAUGAAAAUCGGUGCCCCCAGAGGACGCGAAACGAGCCGACAGCCCAAAGAAGCGCAAAAGCAGACGUGGAGCACGGAGUCAAGCGCUUGGGAAGCUGCCCGGCCAACACUCAGACGGCUCAGUGGGGCAAAACCAUUCUUCCCAGGAUAGUGGACCACCGGCAGAGAAAGAAAACCAGCUCUGCAGCCACAUCUCAAAGCAAGACCAGAACGGCAAAUGCCAGCAUAGAGACUUCCAAAUCUUUCAAAGAUACGUAUGGAAAGGAGAGCCCUGAAAAGGAGGACCUAAACCAGGAGGAAGAGUCACUGGAUAGUAACACCGACAUCUUAGCAGUCGAGGAAAUGAAAGACAGUGACGCACAAAACCCUGACAACGGAACUGUGAAUAAGGAAGACGGUGAAGCUGCCUGACAGCAGAGAAAAAAAAAAACCCCAAAGUGCUCAAUAUACCAAAUUGUAGAACCCAAUUUAAACUACAGAACAAGAAAAUUGCUGUUUAUAUUGCUAUUACAAUGUGCAAUUAGAGAGCACAAAAUGUGUGUUUCAAUGUUACUCCCUAAAUACACCUGCAGCUGGUAUAUUUUCUCUAUUCAAUAUGUUAAUC